Argiope bruennichi is the source of this 1915-nucleotide messenger RNA. It is a transcript of the gene Mccc2, whose product is annotated as methylcrotonoyl-CoA carboxylase beta chain, mitochondrial-like. The transcript is spliced from 17 exons. Gene Ontology annotation, molecular function: methylcrotonoyl-CoA carboxylase activity. Gene Ontology annotation, cellular component: methylcrotonoyl-CoA carboxylase complex; mitochondrion. Bases 166 to 1896 code for a protein of 576 amino acids. The record is from RefSeq and is a predicted model, not a curated record. NCBI's taxonomy places the organism in Eukaryota, Metazoa, Arthropoda, Arachnida, Araneae, Araneidae. Gene Ontology annotation, biological process: L-leucine catabolic process.
UCAUUGCUUUGGAAACUGUAAAUAAAUAGAAUAGUGAACAGAUUUAUGAACCCACAGGGUUAUUUCAUUCAAAUAUAUACUAAAUUAUGAUAUAUUGCCGUUACUUUUAGGACUAAAAACAAUCGAUUAAUUUCUACCGGAAAAUAUACGUUUUUAUUAAUUAAAAUGAAAUUUUUUAAUGCAAUUGGAAAGCAGCUAUACUGCAAAUUUAACAAGAAGUUAUUUGCUCAAAGUGCUGUUUUGUACAACCAUAAUAUUUCACAUAGGACUUAUCAUUAUGAUAAUUACUGUGUUAUUGGAUCUGAACCUGAUAAGCAUUCAUCUGAAUAUCAAGAAAAUCAUUCAAAGAUGUUGAAUUUAGUGACUGAUUUAAAGCAACUUGUUCAGAAAAUAUCUAAAGGUGGUGGAGAGAAAGCUAUUCUUCGCCAUACAUCAAAAAAUAAAAUGCUUGCACGAGAAAGGAUUACAAACCUACUUGAUAUGGGGUCUCCUUUUUUAGAAAUUGGUCAAUUAGCUGCUCAUAAUGUUUAUGGAUCUGAAGAAGUGCCAGCUGCUGGUAUAGUUACAGGCAUUGGAGUUAUUCAUGGAGUUGAAUGCAUGGUUGUUGCCAAUGAUGCUACUGUUAAAGGAGGAUCAUAUUAUCCUUUAACUGUUAAAAAGCAUUUGAGAGCUCAAGAAAUAGCCCAUGAAAACCACCUGCCUUGUAUAUAUUUAGUUGACUCUGGUGGAGCUAAUUUACCUCGCCAAGCUGAAGUUUUUCCUGAUAUUUGUCAUUUUGGUCGGAUUUUCUAUAAUCAAGCUGUGAUGUCUUCUAAAAAUAUUCCACAGAUUGCUGUUGUAAUGGGUAGUUGCACAGCUGGUGGUGCUUAUGUACCAGCCAUGGCUGAUGAAAGCAUUAUUGUAAAACAGCAAGGAACUAUAUUUCUGGGAGGUCCCCCUUUAGUGAAAGCUGCUACUGGUGAAGAAAUUUCUGCAGAACAAUUAGGAGGUGCUGAUUUACAUUGCAGGAAAUCUGGUGUAACAGAUUAUUAUGCAACAGAUGAUGAGCAUGCUUUGCAUCUAACUCGAAGAAUUGUAAAAAAUUUAAAUAGAAGAAAACCAUCUCAAUUGAAUGCAAUGGAUCCUGUCGAACCAAAGUUUUCUGCCGAAGAUCUGUAUGGUAUUGUAGGCUCUAACCUGAAAAAGACUUUUGAUGUUCGAGAAGUGAUAGCUAGGAUUGUUGAUGGCAGUCAAUUUGAUGAAUUUAAAGCACUAUAUGGAGACACAUUAAUAACAGGCUUUGGACAUCUGUAUGGCUAUCCAGUAGGAAUAAUUGGAAAUAAUGGUGUUUUAUUUGCUGAAUCUGCAUUAAAGGGGACUCAUUUUAUUGAAUUAUGUUGCAAAAGAAAAAUACCUCUCAUAUUUUUACAAAAUAUUACAGGUUUCAUGGUUGGAAGAGAAGCUGAAGCAGGGGGAAUCGCUAAGCAUGGUGCCAAAAUGGUGACAGCUGUUGCUUGUGCCAAAGUUCCAAAAUUGACAGUGAUAAUUGGAGGCUCAUAUGGUGCUGGAAAUUAUGGCAUGUGUGGACGAGCUUAUUCGCCAAGGUUCUUGUACAUGUGGCCUAAUGCCAGAAUAUCUGUAAUGGGUGGAGAACAAGCUGCCAACGUUCUUGCUCAAAUUACUAGAGAUCAAAGAAAAAGAGAAGGAAAACCUUGGAGUGAAGAAGAAGAAAAAGCUCUAAAGCAGCCCAUAAUUGAGAGGUUUGAAGAAGAAGGACAUCCUUAUUAUUCAUCAGCCAGGUUGUGGGAUGAUGGCAUAAUUGAUCCUGUUGAUACACGAAGAAUUUUGGGAUUGAGUCUUAGUGCAGCUUUAAAUUCAAAUAUACAAGAAACUGAAUUUGGAGUAUUCAGAAUGUGAAAGACAAAUACAAGAAAAA